UUUUUGUAGAGGUUAUGGAAACAUGGCCGCCGCCACCGCCACCGACGAAGCCCGGGAAAUGGAAGUUGAAGAUGAACCCGAAGAGAUAGAAACGAACGACACAGGUGAAUGUGACAAAAAUGAAAAACCAAACAGAAUAUCAAGACUUCCACUUACAAGAAUUAAACAUAUAAUUAAGACAGAUCCUGAUGUAACUUUAGCAAGCCAAGACUCGGUUGUUCUCAUUGCGAAAGCUACGGAGAUGUUUUUGCAUCAUUUCACAAGGUCUGCAUAUGUGCAAACUGCAAAAGGCAAACGAAAAACAAUACAGAAAAAAGAUAUCGAUAUUUCAGUGGAUCUGACUGACGAAUACGCAUUUCUCGAAGGUAUGCUAGAUUCAUGAGUCAACUUUCAUCUGAUGAGUUCAAAGUGUACAGCAAAAUACGAGAACUGGAAAAAAUUGUAAAAGAAUGGCUAUUGGUUACUGUAUGUCACAUGACGUUUUAAGACCAAUCACAUUAUACACAAAGUAUUAUGUAAAUAAAUUCCAUAUGAUAUUUUCAAGAUUUGUUACUGGUCUCAGUGUGUUCACUUGAGUAAAAACACUUCUAAAGUUUU
Molecule: messenger RNA, 597 nt
Organism: Anneissia japonica
Lineage: Eukaryota; Metazoa; Echinodermata; Crinoidea; Comatulida; Comatulidae
Product: DNA polymerase epsilon subunit 4-like
Exons: 4
Coding region: 23-382 (119 amino acids)
Cellular component (GO): nucleus; epsilon DNA polymerase complex
Molecular function (GO): protein heterodimerization activity
Source: RefSeq, a predicted model, not a curated record